AGGCCCGUCCUCGGCGGGCGGAGGGAGGGAGGCCUACAACUCCCAGGACGCCCUCCUCCCCAGACGGGUCUCCACGGGACGCCUCACGGGCCUGAAGGUCUGCUCCAGUGGUUUCCCUCCGUCUGUCUCUCCCGUUGUGUUUCUUUUUUUUUUAAUUUUUAUUUAUUUAUACUUGAAACUUAUACAUUCUUAAACAAAUUUGCAAUACAGAGUUAUAUAUAUCAAGCUCAUAUAGUAUUUUCACUCUCUAUAUUACAUACUCAUAUUAUUUACCUUUUAUUACCCCUCACCUAGUGCUAUCCCUUCACCCCAGACCAGCCAGUUACAAUAUUUAUUUCCAAAAUUCCAUUGUUUCUUUUACAGGUUUUUUCCCCUUACCUUCUACAUAUACAAACUCUAUAAAUUUUCCCCAUAUCUUCCCAAAAUCAUCCUUUUUUAAUAUCCCUCUUUUAAUUUUAAUCUUACAUGUCAAUGUAUCAUUUAACGCAAUAUCCCAAACCUCCUUAUACCAUUCUUCCAAUUGGCACUCCUCACUACCUUUCCAUUUUUUGGCUAUUAACAAUCUUGCUGCUGUUAGCAAGUUGGCGAUUAGUUCCUUUAACUCUUUUGAUACUUGAAUAUUAUCCAUAAAUGACAACAGUGCUAUUUCAGGCGUUCCUAUUAUUUCUGUUUUGGUGAUUCCCUUUAUUUCUUUAAAAACGUUCUCCCAAAAUUUUUGAACAUAUUUACAGGACCACCACAUAUGUAUAUAUGUACCAUUUUCCUGGCAUCCCCUCCAGCACUGCUUAGAAUAUUUCUUAUCAAUUUGAUUUAAUCUAAUUGGUGUGAGGUACCAUCUCCAAACCACUUUAUAAUAAUUCUCUUUUAUUCUUAUAGACAUGUUUUUUAAUAUACGCAUAUUCCACAUUUCUUUCCAAAUUUGAGGGUGUAUUUCCUUAUUGCAAUCUAACUCCCACAUUUCUUUAAGGUGAUCCUGCUCCUGCUCCAACUCCCAGGAUGCCCUCCUCCCCAGACGGGUCUCCACGGGACGCCUCACGGGCUUGAAGGACGUGAGAGUUCUCUGGAGCCACCCCUGCCGUGAUGGGAAACGAACCAGCUUCUAGUCGAUAUUAAGGCAUUUGGAAACCAAAGUGCAGUAAGGAAACCAGUCCUCUAGGAAAAAGGAUUCCUCUCAAGGGGCUGAUCCUGCAGAAUUCCUACAUUCACUUUGGAUUAUAGAGUAGAACCAUAGAGUCGGAAGAGACUGCAUGAGGCACCCAGUCCAGGCCUCUGCCGUGCAGGAAAAGCGCAAAGUACACCUGACAGAUGAGCAUCUAGCCUCUGUUUAAAGGAUUCCAAAGGAGCCUCCACUACUUUUUGAGGCAGAGAGUUCCACUGCUGAACAGCUCUUACAGUCAGGAAGUUCUUCUUAAUGUUCAGAUGGAAUCUACUUUCCUGUAAUUUGAACCCACUACUGUGAGUAAUCAGAAAGGGGAAAACAAGAAUCAAGUAUCAAUAUUAGAAUUAAAUGUACAUAACACUGCUGACAUGGAGAAGAAAGCAUAUAAAUGUAUUGAAUGUGGAAAGAGCUUUAGUUAUAGUUCAACUCUACAAACACAUCAAAGGACUCACACUGGGGAGAAACCCUUUACAUGCCUGGAGUGUGGACAGAGCUUUACUCAGAAGGGAAGCUUACAAACACAUCAAAGGACUCACACUGGGGAGAAACCCUAUAAGUGCUGUGAGUGUGGACAGAGCUUCAUUCAUAGUUCAAGUCUCCGUGUACAUCAAAGGACUCACACUGGGGAGAAACCCUAUAAAUGCCUGGAGUGUGGACAGAGCUUCACUCAUAGUUCAUAUCUACGUAAACAUCACAGGAUUCACAUUGGGGAGAAACCCUAUAAAUGCCUUGAGUGUGGACAGAGUUUUACUCUGAAGGGAAGCUUACAAACACAUCAAAGAACUCACACUGGUGAGAAACCCUAUAAAUGCCUGGAGUGUGAACAGAGCUUCACUCAUAGUUCAGGCCUACGUUCACAUCAAAGGACUCACACUGGGGAGAAACCCUAUAUAUGCCUGGAGUGUGAACAGAGCUUCACUCAGAGUUCAGGUCUACAUAGACAUCACAGGACUCACACUAGGGAGAAACCCUAUAAAUGCCUAGAGUGUGAACAGAGCUUCACUUGUAGUUCAGGUCUACGUAGACAUCAAAGGACUCACACUGGGGAGAAACCCUUUAAAUGCCUGGAGUGUGAACAGAGCUUCACUCAGAGUUCAGGUCUACAUUCACAUCAAAGGACUCACACUGGGGAGAAACCCUUUAAAUGCCUGGAGUGUGGACAGAGCUUUGCUCAUAAUGGAAGUCUGCAUUCACAUCAAAGGACUCACACUGGGGAGAAACCCUAUAAAUGCGUGGAGUGUGGACAGAGCUUCACUCAGAAUUUAGGCCUACGUACACAUCAAAGGACUCACACUGGGGAGAAACCCUAUAACUGCCUGCAGUGUGGACAGAGCUUCACUCAUCGUUCAGGCUUACGUAGACAUCAAAGGAUUCACACUGGGGAGAAACCCUAUAAAUGCCUGGAGUGUGGACAGAGCUUUGCUCAGAGUGGAACUUUACAUUCACAUCAAAGGACUCACACUGGGGAGAAACCCUUUAAAUGCCUGGAGUGUGAACAGAGCUUCACUCAUCGUUCAGGCUUACGUAGACAUCAAAGGAUUCACACUGGGGAGAAACCCUAUACAUGCCUGGAGUGUGGACAGAGCUUCACUCAUAGUUCAGGCCUACGUUCCCAUCAAAGGAUUCACACUGGGGAGAAACAAUAUAAAUGCUUGGAGUGUGGACAGAGCUUCACUCAUAGUUCAGGCCUACGUUCACAUCAAAGGACUCACACUGGGGAGAAACAAUAUAAAUGCUUGGAGUGUGGACAGAGCUUCACUCAUAGUUCAGGCCUACGUUCACAUCAAAGGACUCACACUGGGGAGAAACCCUAUAAAUGCCUGGAGUGUGGACAGAGCUUUGCUCAGAGUGGAACUUUACAUUCACAUCAAAGGACUCACACUGGGGAGAAACCCUAUAAAUGCUUGGAGUGUGGACAGAGCUUCACUCAUAGUUCAGGCCUACGUAGACAUCAAAGGACUCACACUGGGGAGAAACCCUAUAAAUGCCUGGAGUGUGGACAGAGCUUUAUUUGUAGUUCAAGUCUAUGUUCCCAUCAAAGGAUUCACACUGGGGAGAAACCGUAGAAAUGCAUGAAAUGUGGACAGAGCUUUUCAUGGAAUAAGGUUAUACAUAGACAUAGAAUUCACCCUGGAGAGAAUGGUGUUAAUUGACUCCAGAGUGUCAUUCUAACAAGUAGAAAAGCAACUAUUGCACAUUUUGGAAAUUCAAGCUCAAAGUUGGGACAUUUCAUCACAUGUGGUGUAUUGUAGAAAGAUUGAACUAAAAUAUGUUCCAUUCUGGAAGUAAACAAGGUUACAUGAAACUAGAGUUUUAUAUGCUGAGAAUGUUGGAUGAUCAAUUAGAAUGAAAGCAUGGGUAGUUACUGCGAGAUACUCAAGUAAGAAUUGACAGGGAUGGAAGGAAUGUUUUAUUCCAAAGCAAAAACAAUGGCAUAUGAAGAUCUGCAAAUUAGCCACAACGAACAAACUGACAACAACAACAUGGGCAAAUGUCAGUUGUAAUAGGUAUCAAUUGGAAGAGUGUUAUCAGAAAUAGAAGUGUUGUUAUAUUAUAUUAUCUAAAGUGAGUAGAAUAAUGAGAGAUAAAAAUUAACAGAUAGAAUGAGGCUUUUAGGCACGUAUCCCUGUCUGUUUGUUAGUUCAGUUGUGUGUCUAUGUAGGUAAUUGUUCUGCUAGUGUGUUUGUUUCUGAUUCCAUCAAAACAACAGGAACCCUUUUGUUUCUUAACACUUGUAUUAUUAUUAUUAUUAUUCUGUUAAUAUGUUUAUAUUAUUAAAUUCUAUUAUUAUAUGAUUA
Messenger RNA from Anolis carolinensis (green anole), 3957 nucleotides. Its product is annotated as zinc finger protein 658B-like. The transcript has 2 exons. The record is from RefSeq and is a predicted model, not a curated record. Gene Ontology annotation, cellular component: nucleoplasm. Bases 1528 to 3225 code for a protein of 565 amino acids. Gene Ontology annotation, molecular function: DNA-binding transcription repressor activity, RNA polymerase II-specific; RNA polymerase II cis-regulatory region sequence-specific DNA binding. Gene Ontology annotation, biological process: regulation of transcription by RNA polymerase II. Lineage: Eukaryota; Metazoa; Chordata; Lepidosauria; Squamata; Anolidae.